Molecule: messenger RNA, 3547 nt
Organism: Sorex araneus (European shrew)
Lineage: Eukaryota; Metazoa; Chordata; Mammalia; Eulipotyphla; Soricidae
Gene: AAMDC
Product: adipogenesis associated Mth938 domain containing
Exons: 7
Coding region: 493-852 (119 amino acids)
Biological process (GO): positive regulation of fat cell differentiation
Cellular component (GO): cytoplasm
Source: RefSeq, a predicted model, not a curated record
CGGGCUGGGGGCCGGGGGCGGGCCCGCGGGCCCGCGCGACCAAUGGGCGGCGGGGGCGGGGUCCGCGCCGCACUGCAGGCGGCCGGAGGUCUGGCCCAGCGCAGCUGCGGGGCUCUGGACGCCGGAGCCGGGAACACGCCUAGCAGUGUUGAUUGGAGCUAUUCCUGGCUUGUGUUUGGGGACUGCUCCUAGUAGCAAUGCCCCGGGGAUCAGCCAUGUGGUACUAGGAUGGAACCCAGGACCCCGACAUGCAAAACAUGCACUCCUGACCUCUGAGCCAUGUCUCUGAACUUCUAUGUCUAAUCUUCAACUUCUUCUGUAUUUCAGAUAUUUACCUGCUUUCAUGAUUGGAUGAUUAUGGAUCUCCAGAGUCAGAAUCACAUUAGUUCUCUAAUGAACUGAACAGUGUGACAACCAUUAAAACUAUGACAACCACAUAAAUGAGAAAGCUGCUGCUUCACUCAGAGAGGACCAAGCUUACAAUAUUUAUACAUGAUUUCAGUGAAGUUCCUUAUGUCUUCCCCUGAAAUUUUAUCCCUCUCAUGGGGACAGAUGAAAGUCCAAGGCUCUUCUAAAACCUAUAAGGACUGCAAAGUGUGGCCAGGGGGAAGUCGGGCUUGGGACUGGAGAGAAACUGGAACUGAGCACUCUCCAGGUGUGCAACCGGCAGAUGUGGAAGAAGUUGUCCAGCAUGGAGUACAGACCCUGGUGAUCGGCCGAGGGAUGAACAAAGCACUGAAGGUGCUCCCAUCCACGGUGCAGUACCUCGAGCAGCAUGGCAUCAAUGUGCAGAUCCUGCAGACGGAGCAGGCAGUGAGGGAGUAUAACUCUCUGGCUGCCCAAGACCAGUGAGCUGGAGGCCAAUGAACAAGGCUCACAUACCACUCAGGCAGAAAUAAGCAACACUAUUAGGAAUAAUUUACAUGGAGCUAUGCUACCACGUGAUCUACAUGAACCAUGUUAAAUGACAAUGACUUUUUUUUUUUUAAUCACCACAAGAUAGUUACAAAGUUGUUUGGGAUUCUGUGUCCCCCUUCCCUUCAGCCAUGCCCCUCCCCACCUUUAUGGCAAGUACUUCUCCUCCUGCCCCCCUCCUUUCUCUCCUUCUGGCAUUAUGGUUUGUAAUACAGCUACUGAAAGGUUAUAUUUAUCCCUUUACCUGCUUCCAGCAUUCCUUCCUCCAGGAUCAGUUCUUGUCCAGAGUGAUCAUUUUCAUCUAUUACUGUCAUAGUGGACCUCUCUACCCAAACUGCCCUCCCUCCUUCACCACUUGUACCAAGUUUCCAACCAUGGACCAAUCCUGUUGGCCUUUGCUUCUACUGUCUCAUGUUUUUAUCUCCCACAAAUGAGUGCAAUCAUUCUAUGUCUGCCCCUCUCCUUCUAACUCAUUUCACUCAGCAUGAUACUCUUCAUGUCCGUCUAUUUAUAAGAAAAUCUCAUGACUUCAUUUUACCUGGUGGCUGCUAAGUAUUCCAUUGUGUAGAUGUGCCAUAGUUUCUUUAUCCUGUCGUCUGUUCUCAGGUACUCAGGUUGUUCCCAGAUUCUGGCUAUUGUGAAUAGUGCUGCAGUGAACAGAGAAGUGCAGAUGGCUUUUUGGGCCUCCGGGGUGUAUUCCCAGAAGUGGUAUUGAUAGGUCCUAUGGAAGCUCAAUUUCUAGUGUUUUUGAGAAAUGCCCAUAUUGUUUUUCAAAAAGGCUGGACAGGUUCGCAGUCCCAACAGGGCAAGAGUCCCUUUCUCCCCACAUCCACACCAGCACUAGUUGUUCUUGUUCUUUUUGAUGUAGACCAGUCUCAUUGUUGUUCUGAUUUCGAUCUCCCUGAUGAUUAGGAUGUAGAGUACAUUUUUGUGCCUUUUGGCCAUUCCUAUUUCUUCUUUGAAGAAGUUUCUGUUAAUUUUUUUCUCUCCACUCUUUGAUGAAGGUGGAUUUUUUUUUUCUCGUAAAGGUGGAUUUUUUUUCUUGGUAAAGUUCUACCAGUGCCUUAUGUAUCUUUGCUAUUACUCCCUUAUCAGUUAGGUUUUGGGUAAAUAAUUUUUCCCAUCCCAUUGACUAUCUCUGUGUCUUGUGUACAGAAGCUUAAAGUAGUCUCAUUUGUUUCUCUUUGCUUCCACUUGCUUGGUCACCAGUGGUAUUUCAUCUUUAGCUUCAAUGUCAUGGAGGGUUUCUGCCUAUGUUUUCCUCUAUGUACAUAAUGGAUUCCAAAAGCAUUAUACAGAUUCAGUGCAGUCCCUACAAGGAUACCCACAACAUUUUCAAAGGCACGCCCUACCCGUUGUUCUAUUGCUCCAGCCCAUUUUAUACACACACACACACACACACAUGUAUACACACACACACACACACACACACACACAUUUUUUUUUUUUUUGCCAGACCCCAUGGGCUGAAGCGAUAGCAAGAGGUGAUGCACUAAGCCCACAAGAGCCAUUUUAGCCCAAGUGAGUCCUGAAGCAGAGCAAGAUGACCUGAAGAGCUACUUACGGUUCAAGGUUUGGUAUGUCAAACAUCCAAAAGGGAGAGGGAGCCAGUCCAGGAGACUGCACAGUGGGGCAGGUUCAGAAGAGGUCAGGCUUCAUCCUCCUGGAUCAGGUGCAACCAGACUGGGGCUUUCACGGACUGUGCUCAGGAAGGGCACCGAGGGCAGGAUCAAGUCAAGAGCUCUGGAGGGGCACAAUUGGUGCAGUGCUGUGCCACAGGCAGCAGGAAGUCUGAGGGCCCCCGCUGCCACUAAAGGGGAUCUCAGCAACCACGCGUGAGCAGGAGCACUGCGAUGUAUGAGCAUCAUACACAGUACAACCACAUGGAUGUGAGCCCCACAACCCAGGUGUAGCCCUGAUGAAAACCACAACCAAGUGUGUGCAACCCCAGCCUUUCACAACAGAGAAAGGAAACAGGAUGCUUCCUAAAGUACUGUGAGAGAGAAAAGCUGGAAGAUGUCAAAUGGAGAACGCUAGCUGCUCUGGGGGUGAGGGACAUGGAGCCAAGAGCAGCCCCCAGAGGAUGCCCUGUACAAACAAGCUCCAGUCUGAGCCUCGCUGAGUCCCUCUCAGGCUCACACAGGCACGUGAGGACAAGAUGCUGCAGCAGAGUUCCCUGUGUGGCACCAGGUCCACUGCAGUCAAAGUGCAACCAGAUACAGAGAAACCAAGAUGCUUCCGUUUCUCUCAAUGUGAGGACUACAGCAGGGCUUAGUCCCGAGUGGUACUGGAAUUCCUUCUCAGCGAACUCCUGGAAGCUAUUUAACCUCAGUUUAAACAUGCCAACAGGGCAAGUGGGGACUUCCUCAUAUAGAACAUGUCAAAUUUUUCUCUCAUUGGGGUGAAGGGGUAGGGGCACACACCUGACAGACUCAGGGCUUCCUCUUGGCUCUGCAAUCAGUGACCAGUCCUGGCAAGACUCGGUGACCAUAUGGGAUACUGGGAAUGGAACCAGUGUAAGCUGUGUGCAAGAUCAGUGCCCAACCUGUGCACUAUCUUUCUGGCAAAAUAAUCUGCCUUUAGUCAAUCUAUAUAAACUUAAGCUUUUUCAAGAUUGCAAUUUGGGUCACAU